AUGUACUUUUGUGCACAAAAUAUUCAUCCUGCAUUUGGUGAAGUCUCGUCUGGUCAGAUUGCCCAGAAGAAAAGAAGACUGUGUGAAAGCUACGACUCUACUAACAGUUUGAUCGAUGGAAGGAAAAAUGUUUCUGUUAUGAGAUCUGAUAAUACUAAUAGUGGCUGUGGACAAUUGCAGGCACAUAUUUCAGGUAAGCAAUAUUGGCCUUGGAAACUAAAUUGUUGUGCAAAAAAUGUGUUUUAAACAAGAAAGUUUUAAAAAUGAAUUUUUGUGGAGAUAUUUGGCUUUUAUGUGACUCUUUACUCACUACGCACAUAUUGUGGUGAGGAUCUGUGAUUGCUCUCUUAUGACCCCGACUAGUACAUUGGCAAUCAACUCCAUCUGCUGACUUGUGCCAUAUAACAUUUUGCUCACGUUGGGCUCUCCCGUCACCCUGGCCUCCACUGAAACAUCUAGUAAGGAGUAUGCGGUCAACAAAUGUGCUAGAGCUUCUUGGACCAGGCUGCAAUGCCUCUUUACUAUGAUGUUUUGUUUGGUUCCAUAAUGCUUCAUCAAAAGACACUUCAUUGAAACCACUUCAUCGACAAAUACACUUUUCCAGACACUUCAUCUACAAAACAUUUUAUUGAAAGACACAUGAUCUAGAAAAAAGGGUAUUGACAUAGAUGGCAUGAAUACUUCAUUGACAAAAAAGUACAUAGACACUUUAACAGCCAAUUCAUCGAAUUGUGGUGCAAACUCUUAAAAUUACAAUAUUUGACUUGGGAUGAUAUUUUUAUUUUUUAAAGAUAUGUACGUAUGUAUGUCUCAGGGAAAUUUUAAAAGUUAGUAGAAUAUAAUUGUUUAUUAUAAAGCACUAAAAAUUGUAUCUCUAUGCGCAAUGUGCUAUCUAGCAUGUUGUGGUGAAAUUACUUAAUACUCAACUUAAGUGGAUAACUCUCAUAUAGUUAUCACCUGCUCUUGUCUAUGGCUUUUGUUUGGAUUAAAACAACAACAAAGGGACAUAAUUUCAUCAAAAGAACUAUUUAACCAUUUUUUUUUUUUAAAAAAAAAAGGUAAUGAACUUUUUAUUUACAUUAAAUUUGCAACACUUCAAAGGAAUCACACAUCUUAAAAGUAUGAAAAUCAAUAGCUUAUAGUAAGACAGAGAUCACCUUUGCUUGUAAUUUUAUAGUCUAGGUUCUAAUGAAUAAGGCUUUGGCCUCCCGUAAUGAGCCUAACUAUUCAUCAUCAUAUGCCGGUAUUGCUUUUUAAUGUUACAUACUGUUAUAUGGUUUUUGCAAAUUUAAUCUGUUUGAAGAUUUGUCUUGUUAGAUGAACAAUAUGCAACAAAGAAAUGAAAACCAGUUUACAAAGAAAAACUAUACCAAAUAACAAAGCUAGUGAUAUUAACAAUAGUCAAUAUAAUUAUACUAUUAAAUUUUUAUAAAAAUACAAAAUCAAAUAUAUAGAAAAAAAAUAUAUUAGACAAAAGUGAGAUAAGUACGAUCCUCGAAAGAUAAAAUAUUAAUAUACUGUAUACACACACAUAAGUGUAAAUUCUUUUAAGACUCCUAUAGGUAUAUUUAGUCUAGUAAAUCUUGUGUCUAGCAAAUCUCUCCUUGCCAGCUUAUUUAUUUAUAUGGAGAAAGUUGGAAACCCUCUCCAGAAAAGAAAUUCUAGAAUUUGCAUCUCACAACCCAUUCUCUACCUUGCCUUUAGAAUAUAUUCAAACGUAAAGAACCCUUUUCCAGUCAAGAGAGGGGUGAGUAAUGGAAGAGUGAGUGCUACACAUUUAAUCAGUGAUGUUAAUAUAAAAACUAAGGAACCAAUUUCUUUCUUUUGAUAGUAUAUCUGCAGGUCAAGGGCAAAUAAUACUUUUUUUUUUACAAAAAGAAAUUUCAAUGUUUGCUGUCAGCUGGUCAUUGGUUAAGUAAUGUUACAUUAAAACUAUUCAACUGUAGUCAUUUUAAGAUUUUCCAGCACAAUCAGAGCCGUCACAUAUGUCCUGAAAUCCUUCCGGCUGCAUGGGUCUCAGAUAUUUAAACCUAAGGUUGUGAUGUGGAAAAAAUGUGCACAAUCAACUUUGAAUGCAGGGGGCACAAAACCGAAAAGUGCCAGGCUCCUCCAAAAGUUACAUGAUGGCUCUGUGCAUAAUUAGUAUGUUAAUGAGAUUUUGUUUAAUGAAAUACUAUCAAAGUGACCUGAUAGCAUUUUUUCUUUUUCCAGGGCGAAAUUUUAUCCACUUGAAACAUCUAGAUGAUGAAUCAGUCUUCCAAACUGAAGAAUGGCAACCUUCAGGAUCAGCUUUGUUUUUUCCUUUGUCAGAAGAUGUAAUUAUAAAUACUCGCAAUAUUGAGCAAUUCAGCUAUGUUCAAGGAAGUUUUUUUAUAGCCAAUCAUGAAGGUGUCUAUUCAAAUAUGUUAGCAGGUAAAUAAAUACGGUUAACCAAUUAAUUUUUAGUCAACAAUUUGAUUCUCAUAGUUCAUUAUACCUUUAUGUCCUUGUCUUCAGUGAAUUUAGAAAUAAAAAACCAUACAAGUACAAACAUUGACAAUCCUAUCUAAUCUGUUUCUAAAGUUGUUUCAGUUACUUUGGAUAUAAAGUAGAUCUGUACUUUAGUAUACCACUCACAGCUUUCUGGUGUUCACGCAGGUAUCAACUAGCGGUAUAUAUUUUUUUUUUACCUACAUUUAAUACAUUAUUUAAUAUUAUUUGGUAGGUCAAGUCCUUCAUUUGUGGAGAUUUUGUCCCGAAAAGAAAAAACUUUUCAUAUCCAGGUCUAUUUUGUUCAAAAACUAUCAGG
Molecule: messenger RNA, 2788 nt
Organism: Lymnaea stagnalis (great pond snail)
Lineage: Eukaryota; Metazoa; Mollusca; Gastropoda; Lymnaeidae
Source: the annotation of a GenBank genome assembly